CAUCCCUGCAGGUCCCUGCUCCCUGGUUAUAUUAAGCAGCUCCCAAUCUUUGGCAUUUGCAGGCACACAACACAACACAGUUCUCCCUUUCCACUCCAGUCCAACCAACCGUCCAUGGGUUUCUUCAUCCCGCCGCCCAAGGUGUACAAGCCGGCGGCAGAGGUCGACCUCGGGCCGGACAGCGACGAGCACUACAUCAGCCCCAACGUGAAAGCGCCCCGCGUGGCCGGGUUCCUGGUGAAGAUGCUGGCCUGGGUGCUGGAGACGCCGGUGCUUGGCUGGAUCGUGCUCGGCGUCCUCAAGAGGGACAACCUCGUCUACAAGCUCGUCUCGGACGCUGAGAUCCCGGAGCCGCCGCUAUUCACGGCCACCCACACAUGGCAAGCGAUCCAGGAGCAGAGCGUGCGCGUGACGGAGUCGAGGCUGUCGCCGGCGGAGCGCGUGCAGGAGGCCGUCGCCUGCGUCCCAGCUGCUGCCCAGGCCCAGUUGGAGCCGGCGGCGGGGUUCAGGCGCUGGACGGUGCGGGACUUCCACAGGGCGUACAGAUCAGGACAGGCUACCCCUACCAUGGUGGCGCGGCGAUUCCUGGCAGCCGUGGAGGAAUGUUCAGGGCCGGACCUGAACAUGGGCUUCUUCAUCAGCUGCGACCCUGCGGACGUGCUGCGGCAGGCCGAGGACUCCACCCGCAGAUACCAGCAAGGGGCGCCGCUGUCCGCCAUGGACGGAGUACUGGUCGCCGUCAAGGACGAGCUCGAUUGCCUGCCGUACCCGACCAGCGGCGGCACGCGGUGGCUGGGGUCGGCGCGGCGGUGCGCGGCGGACGCGGCGUGCGUGGCGCAGCUGCGCGCGUGCGGCGCCGUGAUGGCCGGCAAGGCCAACAUGCACGAGCUGGGCGCGGGCACCAGCGGCAUCAACCCGCACCACGGCGCCACGCGCAACCCCUACAACGUGGGCAGGGUGUCGGGCGGCUCCUCGGGCGGGUCCGCCGCCGCCGUCUGCGCCGGGCUCUGCCCCGUCGCCCUCGGCGCCGACGGAGGCGGGUCCGUGCGCAUGCCGGCGGCGCUCUGCGGCGUCGUCGGGUUCAAGCCCACUGCCGGCCGCCUCUCCAACUCCGGGCUUCUUCCUCUGAACUGGACCGUCGGCAUGCCGGGGAUCCUAGCAGCGACGGUCGAGGACACGCUGAUCGCGUAUGCGGCGAUUGCUGAUCAGUCAAAACCAAGCCCUUUGCAGCAGCCUGAACUGAACCUGCCCAUGCUGACACGCACGAGGUCCAUGCCCAGCAUCAGGCUCGCCAAAUACGCAAAGUGGUUCGACGACAGCUCGGAGGACAUCAGGAGCCUCUGCGGGAAGGCGCUGCAGAUGCUGCGCACGCACUACGGCUGGGAGAGCGUGGACGUCACCGUCCCUGAGAUCGAAGAGAUGCGGCUGGCGCACUACGUGACCAUGGGCUCGGAGUGCACUGCCUCCCUCGCCGCCAAGUACCUGGACAGCAUGGACAGGUCCGAGGUCGGGUGGGACGUGCGGAUCGCGCUCAGCGCCUACGGGUCCUUCAGCAGCCGAGACUACCUCAGCGCGCAGCGUCUCCGAUGCCGGCAGAUGUACUUCCACGAGAAGAUCUUCGAGACUGCCGACGCCAUCGUCACGCCGAUGACAGGGGUGACGGCGUACGCGCUGCAGGACGACGCGCUGAGCACGGGGGAGCUGGACUACAUCAACGGAGCUGCGCUGGUGAGGUACUCGAUCGCGGGCAACUUCCUGGGGCUGCCAGCGAUCACCGUGCCCGUCGGGUAUGACAGGGGAGGGCUCCCCGUGGGGCUCCAGUUCAUCGGCCGCCCGUGGUCGGAGGCCACGCUGCUGCACCUCGCCUACGCCAUGCAGGAGGCGUGCGGGAAGAAGGUGCUCCGGAAGCCCAAGGUGCACUACGACCUCCUCACCAAAGAGUAGCUCCAGCGAGCAUCGAUCCGGCAGAUUGCUCUCUAUGAGGCGCGCGGUUGCUGAUUGCAUGCACCUCUAGUGUGAUUGAUUGUUUGUUUGAUUGAUUGAGCUUGUGAUGAGAGAGUGGGGGAAGUUGAAUGGAAUGCCGUCAAUGUCGGACAACUCUCAACUAGGAGAAGAAAAAAAAACAUGGUUGCCAGCACCAUGCAUGUGCACCACCAUUCGUUUUUUAAUGUCGUCCUCAUUGAAACAUUAUGUAAGUAUUGUGUAUACGUGUGCUUUAGAUUCGUUUUU
Messenger RNA from Zea mays, 2229 nucleotides. RefSeq lists its product as uncharacterized. The coding region runs from base 115 to 1944 and encodes 609 amino acids. The transcript is spliced from 17 exons. Gene Ontology annotation, molecular function: catalytic activity. The record is from RefSeq and is a predicted model, not a curated record. Lineage: Eukaryota; Viridiplantae; Streptophyta; Magnoliopsida; Poales; Poaceae.